This is a messenger RNA of Coniosporium apollinis CBS 100218, 915 nucleotides long. RefSeq lists its product as uncharacterized. NCBI's taxonomy places the organism in Eukaryota, Fungi, Ascomycota, Dothideomycetes. The record is from RefSeq and is a predicted model, not a curated record. Gene Ontology annotation, biological process: chromatin remodeling. Gene Ontology annotation, cellular component: Swr1 complex. Gene Ontology annotation, molecular function: nucleosome binding. The coding region runs from base 1 to 915 and encodes 304 amino acids. The transcript has a single exon.
AUGCCAACAAUCGAAGUCCUCCCCAACACCGCCGCCUCAGCCCCGGCCCCCGGCUGGGCCUACGUCCCCGACACAGGCUACGACCCAAGCAAAGCGCCCCUCAUCCCCCCCGCGAACCGCAAACGCGCCCGCAAUGCCACCCACACGACCUCCGCCGACGUGCUCUCCGCGCGCCAGGCCACAGCGCUGCAGCGCCGCCUGAACGAGCUCGACAAAGACAGCCACCGCGAUGCGCGCGACAUCGCCAUCCCCGCCAAAAAGAGCAGCGGCGGUGGCGCGAGGGGAGGAGCCGGGGGAGGCAGGACGCCCGCGACGAAAAAGAUCCUCAUGAGCGCCAAGACGUUCGCGCACCAUGUCGAGGACGAGGAAGCUGCGCUUGCGAGAGGUGGGGACAGAGGGUCGGGAGUCUCGACGCCUGUGGCGCGCGCGCCUGUCAGGGCUUCGAAGACGCCGAUUCAUAGACGCGCCUCGCUGCUCAGGCAUGAGUCCUCGGCUUCGGCGUCGACGCCUCCGACGGGCGGAUGGAGUCCCUCGCCAGCUUCGCCCGUGCUGGCACCAGGGACGCCCGUGGAUAGUGCGAUGCCGCCGCCGCCGUUGCCGGUACGGCAGCAGGUCCUGGACCUCGGCACGGCGAUGGAAGGUGUGGAUGUGGAUGUGGAUGUGGACCCGCUGCUUAAGACAGACGCACUGCCUAUGCCCACGGAAGCAGAGCUAGAGGCUCUGUUGAAUGCCCCACCGCUUUCGUAUUCGGCAGCCCGAGCUGGCCCACCGGCGCUGGGCGGGCCGCCGCAGAGGUAUUUCUGCGAGAUGUGUGGAUACUGGGGGCGGGUCAAGUGUAUGGCGUGCGGAACAAGAAUAUGUGGGCUGGGAUGCAAGAAGGAGCACGAGGGGAGUGGAAGGUGUGUUAGAUUCUAG